GAACUAUCUUCUUGCCAUGAUGCCGAAAUUUGAAUUUAUUGGUUCGACAAUCAUGAGAAACUUCGCGAUCAGAUUGCCAUGGUCUUCCCAGCAUCAUAUGAACACAAUUCAUCUUCACAACGUCACAAUUUACCUCGUCUUCGUAGUUGCCGAUUUGAAAACGAACCACAACUUGCUUAGUUACGUUAAUUGUUCUGUGCUCAUAGAUCCAACUGAAUUGAUAAGGCUAUGGAUGCCUUUGCGUCGUUAAUCCAAGCUUCUGGACCGCGUUUAGGAUGAUGACGUUUGCACAGGAUCCUCCAUUGAUCACGAGGUAUAAUAAUUUCCCUUACCAAGCAUAGACUGUGAAACAAAUUUUCUCGCUAUUCGUCGGACUCUCUAUGCUUGAGGACGACUGCUGGAGGCUUUCCUUUGCUACAAAAUCGAGGUUGUUGGGCCUUGAAAUUGCUCUCCACCAUCACCUUUCCGUAGAACUGAAUUUCACUCGAUUUUCAAGUACAAACAGCAGUUGUAAAGCACAAACAGGGGCUUCCCUGUUUUGGAACUCGACUUCUGCUAUAUCGAAACAACAGGUUUUCUUCUCUUCCUUGCCCUUGUGUAGAACCGGGCUCUGAUACCACUUAAUACGACACUGGGAGUGUAUAUUAUCAAAUUCAUGCAGCUAACGACUCAAUCGAAGAAUCGAUUGAGCUCGAAUCAAGAAUGAAGCGUUCUUAAUACGAACUUGGAUAAAACGGAACCAAAAGAACGACUCCGCACCUGGGGAACGCUCGAUUGGUAUAGAAUGGUAGUUGCUCGACCAAGAUUGAAGUGACUAUUCAAUCGAUACACAAGCUCAGCAAGUUUGGAAUCCACCAAACCAAAACAAGUUCGCAAACUUGAACAAACCAAACGGUUUCUUUUCGAUUAAUCAACUCUUAUGUUUUUACAACGAAAACUAGAAGGUAUUUAAAGGAAAAUAAACCUAAUACAAACCUAAUGUACCUAGAAAACAAUUAAGGUAAAAAAAACUCUAAAACAGUGUAAAACUCGGCCACAAACUUCCUUUCUUGACGCACAAGUAAGCUGCCAGCAAAACACUCAAAAGGCAGCUUUCGUACUAACUGCCUUUCAUUCGAGGCCUUCCAGAAAUCCAAUUCUUCAUCCAAUUCCUUCCCUUUGUUCACAAACAUACCUAGUUUCAUGUUGUGGAAGCCUUUUGACUUGAAUCCCAUCCAUACUCCUUGAAUUGAGCUCCAAAGUAGGCUUCCCAAAACAGUUUUCUACCUUAGUCAUUUUCUGGCAGUUUUUCAGUUUUGAGGUAGCAACGUUGAGGCCUUGGAAAACAACCUUAAUGACAUCAUCUGGAUCCAAAAAGUAUACCAUUGGAAAGAUGGAAACUUUAUCUGCAAAACAAAUCCUUAAACUUAAAUUUCCACCAAGCCAAUUGAGAGAACUAUGCCUCCAAAGUAUGUACCCUGAACACGGAUUUUGACUUGGCCAAAUUCUGCCCUUCUUCUUCCCAACUUUGUUAGCUUCUUCGUCAAGUAAAUUAAACGUGUAUAAUGGACCAUUUGGGAUCAAUUCUGUGUACGAUUUGAGCAAAGAAAGGCCAAAGUGUUGAGGGCAACACUUUUUCAAGAGGGAGGGCCUGAGAUUUUACUCCCUUUACACUCAGCUCAUAUCCAUUGAAGCUGACUAUGUUUCUGCUCUAAAAUUUCCAUACUUGCUCCCAAAAUAUUAUCCUCGCUUCCAUGAUUCCAUAGGCGCCAAUGGUUGCUCGUUUGGAGGUCAAACGAAUAAGUUAUAGCCAAAACAAACAUUCUGUUAGUUUUCAAAGUACCAAUUAUCGAAACUAAAAUUUUCCAGCCAACCUAGUUGACUACGAGUGUCUACGACCCUUCUGAAAAAUUUCAUCCUCAGUCCUCAAACUUAUUGAAUUAACAAACAUGCUACCUGAACUUGACAGAUUUUCGUCCAAACUUCAGAGGCUCGGUUCUCCCUUGUUUGACGUCCGAAUUCAAUUUCGUCAAGACCGGGAUGCUCUUGAGAUUUUCAACUACGUGAUGGUACAAAGGUGGGAAGCUUGGUUGAGACCGACCAUGCCGGGGUAGCGGGGCUGCCGUCGAAUCUAUCGGACCUCCGAGAGGGAUUGUUGGGUGUGUUCGUCGAACGGAUGGGAAUCUGGUCGGGGACAAGGCAUUGCUCCGCUGCUGUUGGGAACGAGUGGCUGGGGGGAUCAGUCUUUCUUUUCCUUUUUAUUUGUGCACCCCUCCUGUGCAAUGGUAGAAGAAGCAUAUAUAUAUAUAUAUGGUGACUUCUACGGUGCCCAGGGCAAAAGCAGGGUACGGGUACCUUGGCCGAUCUUAACCGUUCGUUUUCAAUCUCCACGGCUCACGUUUGUUAAACCUAACUGCGCCACUAAAUAACUAAACAAAUUACAAAAAGCCUCCUCCGCGUUAAGUUUGUUUUCAUCCUAGUCCAACUAACUGCCCCGAUUAAAUUAAAUGGAUUAAGACCGAAACCCAAUUGGGUAGACCCACUGCCGCCCAAACCAAUUUCCAGUCUCCCUAACCAAUUACACGAUCCCUCUCUCGUCUUGGAGGGACGCCCCUUCACAGUUCCAAGAGAAGCUCCCCAUCCACAUUCGACGUAGAUUGAAUAUCCCAAAAAAAAUUUGUCUUGUUUCUUCUUCGCCAUUGUAUUUCCCCUCGCCUAUCUCUUUCUAACACGAUUACGGCGACCAUGUCUAUUAUUGUGUUCAUCGAACUUUUAAUUUGCAAAAGAACCCUUGAAAGAGGUUUGCUAACCCUAGGGUUCAUGUCCCUAGUGCUUUGUCAUCUUGUCUUAGCGUUAUUGUGAUUUUCUCGAGCCUUAUAUCUCUCGGUGAAUUUAGGUUUCCUGAUAUGUAGUGUUCGUCUUGCCCAGAGGAUUGAGGAAGAAGAUGAAGAACACAUAAUUUGAUUCGAAUCGGAUGGAGAGGUCUCCUUAGUUUGUGUUUAUGUAUUAACGGUGCGUUUAGGACUAAUUCUAGUUGGACUGGGUCUGAUCAUUGAUUUUUGCAGGCUUUUAAAUAACAUUCAAACGUGGGCUUGUACAUGACCCAUGCAAUAUUCAAAAGUGGGCCUGGAACGUGCGAGCCCAUUAGUUUUCUCCUGCGGUAUCAGCGCCAACCCUAGUUUAACUAGCUUUAGUUACCCUAGUUUAACCUACACGAGUUAACAUCAUCAUUACUACAUAUCUUCCCAAAUCUUCUAACUCUUGACAUUCCAGACUCAACCGUCUCCAUCACACGUCUACACACUCAACCCCCACGAUCACUUUUUCUUACACCUACAAUCUCUCUUUCCUCCAUCUUCACCUUCCCUUGUUCCUUCUUCCUCUGACUCCAUGGCAAACAAAGGCAAAUCGUUUGCGGAUAUGGGCAUACUAACUCUAUCAAACGACGACUGCCGAUCCACCCCAAGUCUCGCGGACUAUCUUUCAUUCACGAGCAAGACAUCUAUUGUGGCCGAGUACGAGUUCAUCCACCUGUCCCCUUUCCCUCAAGAAGUGAAGCAGUUAAUUAAAAAUCUUGGCUGGGAAAAGUUCUUUGAUCUCCGGAGUCGAGGAAGCACCAGUUACUGCCCGCAUGUGGUGAGGAAGUUCUACCACAAUUUAGAGCUGUCUGGUCCCUCCGAUUCUCAUCUCGUGUCGGUCUUCCUAGGUUAUAGAGCCUGCUUCCAGCCUCAUCAGUUUGCUGAGAUCCUCGAUCUCCCCGCCGCAGGACACCACAUUGAUAGCAGAAGCGAUCUUCGGCUGUACGAUUUUGAGUUCGAAGUUGAACUGGCGAGACUGACGAAUGGGCGCAUCCAGGCUUCUUUCCUCCCAGAUCCUCUUCGAUUCCUCCAUUGGAUGAUCGUCAACUGCUUCAUGCCAAGGUACAGUGGUCAUUCGAUAAUUCGUAAACUUGACCUGUUUAUCCUUGUGCAAGCUCAAAGAGGUGUUCCUCUUAACCUCGCAUCUCUCAUGUGCGUGAACAUGGUUGAGGCUGCUCCUAGAGGGGAAAACUGGUACACUUCCUUUCCAUAUGCCACCUUCUUGACCACGUUUCUGGGAAGGGUUGGGAUGGAUAUGGGGGUUUAUGCUAGGGAGGACCAUUUCGCCUAUUUGCCAGUCUACCGUAUCGUCGAAGUGACCAAUACUUUUUAUGACCUUCGGCAUACGGAGCAUGAAGAGACCCCUGAGGCAUCCUCAAGCAAACGUCUUCGGCUUACAUGAUAGUCGAUUGAUGCAGGGCGGGGUGGAGCAGUGAAGGGGCCAGCAUUGGAUGUGUUUUGUUAAGAAGUUUACUGUAAGGCUUCGUUGUUUUUUUUUUCAGUCUUUUUCUCCAGCACUCAAAACUGUCAGGUACUGAGGGGAGCCAGUACAUCAUCUGACUAGGAAAGUCUCCCAUUUUUUUAAUUAUCCAGACAAAUAUUUUUCUAUGCAUGCAGUAUUUUGUGAAUUUGCCAUGGCUAAUUUCCCUAAGACAGGUGACGAGAUGCAGUAAUGGUCAUCCCUAAGCAAGGAGGUGCAAUUGCAUCCUACACUUGCUAUGAUGUGAGAAGCUAUUGCAAGGGUGCAAAUUUGGUUGCAAUUGAAAUUGGCCCACGAGUGGGGACUAUUGAUGAAAUUGCAAUGUUUUCUCAAAAUUAUAGAAGUGGAAGUAGGGACUACCUAUGAAAUUGCAACCUAUGAAAUUGCAAAUGAAUUUCAUUGGGGGAG
Messenger RNA from Linum trigynum, 4725 nucleotides. Lineage: Eukaryota; Viridiplantae; Streptophyta; Magnoliopsida; Malpighiales; Linaceae. The record is from the annotation of a GenBank genome assembly.